Molecule: messenger RNA, 594 nt
Organism: Chara braunii
Lineage: Eukaryota; Viridiplantae; Streptophyta; Charophyceae; Charales; Characeae
Source: the annotation of a GenBank genome assembly
CCCACCCCUUAGUCGAAUACUUGUCCUUUAACGACUGGGCUGAGCUGAUUUAUGUGUACCAGCACAAACGAAACGAGUUCGUCGAUACAUUGAAUAGGAUGUCGAGGGCGACUACUACCGUGGCUGAAGCGAUUAGGGUGGACAAUAGGACGUUGAAUGUGAGCACCAUUGAUGCGGAAGUAAAGUUUGUGAAGAUCUGGGGUGCAGACUCACAAUUCCACAGAGAGAAGGAGGUGCGCAGUGUGGUGGUAGCCGAUGAGGUAGCUUUGGAAGAUGAAGAGGAUGGGAUGACUGAGGAGGAGAAAGAAUACUUGAGGAUGAAGGAUCUCGAGGUGGCCAGGACCAAAGCGGGUCUCGUAACUAGUAAGAGGAAAUCGUUUACGGAUACAAGGAGGAAUGAGUUCCUUCCCCUUGCCUCUCCCAGAUGGAUUGAGACGAUGUCCACAGUUUUCUCUGGCAAGAUCUAGUCCCUGGAGACCUUCAACUUUCUUGCACCGUUAGAUCAGAGGGGGUACAGAUUGUUAGCAUCUCUCACACAAGAUGAGAUGAAGGUUGCGUAUGAGAGAGCUCUGGAGAUAAACACGUCCCCGCCGG